AUGAGCGCGGUACGGAAUAACAGGCGUAGCAUUCUCCGAAACGACAGAUCGUCGCCCUAUGCGCGGCCUCACGCGAAGAAAUCGGCUUGGAGUAUCUCGGGUCUCUUAAGUUAUCUCAACCCCCUGCGCACUUUUACGCGGGAAUCAGAGGAGCCAGAGGACGAACCAGAGGAUGCACCGAUAGGUGAGCCAGAAGAUGAAGUGGAGGAUGCAGGAGGAGAGGAGGCAGGGGAAGACGAGGAAGCUCUGGCAGCGGAAGGCCCGUCCACGAGUAUGGUUUCGCCUGAUGCGCCUCAGAAUACCGCGCCAGCCAGACAGAACCCUCCAACUAUCACGCUCGACGCUCUUCCCAGACCUCCGCAACAGCCACGACGAUUCGACUUCAGUCCCCGCCGUUCUUUUGCGCAACGGCCAGAACUGCAGGGAACGCCGCCCCAAGCAACAUUGCACCGUAAUUCAGUACCACCUCAGUUCGAUUUCUCUCAUAUUGGUGCAUCCUCGUCGUCAGCACCAGGGGCGAUCGAUGGUGCUGUACUCCCCGAAUCUGACGGCCCGCCGAGUCCGAACAAAGCUAAAGUUAUGCAGUAUCUACAAGAGUCCAAAGGCCGGAAACUCAACCCUGUUGAGAUCGCUGGCCUUGUAUCGCUGUUGAAGGAAGAAACUUCAGAUGACACUGAGCCGGAGCCCUUCCGGUUUCAAAGUCGAAGCCCGUCUCGAGCGACGAGCGUUCCUUUGCCAAAUGGCACUACGCCCUCAACAUCCAGGCAAGGGCGAAUGCUUAGCAAGAAUCCUAACGGCGUCUACAAGUGGCAGGGAGCCGGUAGUGCUCGACCACGACAACGGUAUCAUUCACCUGGUUUCGGGCAGCCGCGCUCAUCUUCGUCCAGAAUUAAGUUAUCACCUCCGAGGAUGCUCACAACAGAUACUAAGAGGCGUCGUGUUGGCUCAGAAGCGGAGACCUCUUCAGCGCAACCUGUUACCACCUCUCCGACAACUGCUGCCCCCCGCCAGGGUUCAUCACAACCCACGUCACAUAACCAGAAUCCUUCGCCACCCAGCAACGGUAUAACUCCGGGUAUUAAUGGGACGUCCGCAGAACCUAACAUGAAUGGCACGAGUUCUCUGCCACGCAUCCAUGCAUCGUCUGGUGUCUCUCAUAAGCCUUCUACUCCCGUGAGACCGUCACCUUUGCGCCAGGCGUGGAGUGGGGAAGACCCUCCGUCACCCCCGGCGCCACCUGCGAGAGGACAGACGAGGGCUGCUGCUUUUAUGCAAGAGUUGGUUCGUGAAAAUACAGCUCCCAAAAAGCCCGACAUCGCCAAUCCCUAUCAGCAAAUGAUGCCUUCACCCAUGCGGCGCAUCAAGAGGUCUACCAUACCCGCCCGGAAGACCAGGUCUGCGGCAGCCAAGGAGCGGGAGGAAAAAGAGAAGGAGAAGCAGCAAGAGAGGGAGAAAGAGGCAGAGACACAGAAACAGAAACAAGCACAGGUAAAGAAGCUGUCCGCGCAGUCCAUUAUUGAAGCAACAGUACCUAAGGGGAGCAAGCGUGCUCGGCCUCCUCCUGAGCUAUUAGAGAAGUCCCCGUCGAAGACUCAGUCGAAGGAACCCGCACCAUUCACUUCGGCAGCGGCGCCUUCCUCCCCUCGCAGGAGCCAACGCUUAUUGAAGUCACCUUCACCGCCGCCUGCUGAAGCCAAGAAAUCUGCUCCGACGGUCGAGGAAGUUCCCGAUGAUGAAGGUCCCGCAGCGAAGAAGCAGAGGAAAGAAUCUGCUUCUCGCGAACCACCACGCGGCACGACCCAGGAUCCAGAGAUAGUGGAGAUUGACGAUGACGACGACCAAGAGACAUCUGCCAAAGCAUCCGGCCCGUCUUACACGCAGCCUUCUGAGGUUGUGGAGCCAGCCGAGUCGAGCCGCCGCCCCAGUCCUCCGAAGUCGAACCCUCCCACUACUGCUACUACCAGCAAUCCUGUUGGCUUGAACGGCACCCGUGCUCCCCCGCUACGGUCGGCCUUUAGCAUCAAGUCUACCGCGCCGAAAGCGCCUUCGAGAUUACGAUAUAGUUACCACCCUGAGAGCGAUGGGGAGAGCUCGGCGUCGUCCACCAAUGGCAGCCCUCUGGCCGCGCCUACUUCACUACCUAUGCCCACGACGUACGGCCCCGCUGCGCCUGCAGCCCCCGUGACUGGGUCGACUGUUACCCCCUCUGCCAGCCUGUCCGGUGCCACCAAGGCAGCUCCCCCAGUUGCCUCUAGUUCAUCGCAUAUUGCAGGGCCUCGCCCUCAGGGUACUCUUCUGCCAGCAUUCAGUCUUGCAGAGGAGGUCAAAAGUCCUAAGAGAGCUGCGAUUGAGUUGAAAGUGGAGCUGCUGCCUGUGUUCACGUUCACCCUGUCACCGCCAUCAGCGGUAACCCACUCGAAAGCCAAGGAGGAUGCAUUGGCUUUGCCAGAGUCCGCUCUACCAAACUACGAUUUGACGACUCAGCCAGCAACCGCACCAGCAGGAGCGCCUGCGCCCGCCACUGGGUUCAAUUGGGCCGCCGCGGGUGUCAAGGCACCUGCAGCUGCAAGCGGUGCAAAGUGGACAUGUUCCACUUGCAUGUGUGUUAGUCCAGCCACUGCAGAGAAGUGCGUCGUCUGCGAAGAGCCUCGGCCAUGA
Gloeophyllum trabeum ATCC 11539 is the source of this 2658-nucleotide messenger RNA. RefSeq lists its product as uncharacterized. The coding region runs from base 1 to 2658 and encodes 885 amino acids. NCBI's taxonomy places the organism in Eukaryota, Fungi, Basidiomycota, Agaricomycetes, Gloeophyllales, Gloeophyllaceae. The record is from RefSeq and is a predicted model, not a curated record. The transcript has 5 exons.